ACAGAAACCAUGGACCCUCACCUCAAUGCCCAGGAUGUGGUCAGAUGUGACCUAUGUGAGACAGCUCUAGUACAGAUGUACUGUGAUUUCUGUCAUGUCAACCUUUGUAAACACUGUAUUGGAGAACACAUUGCUGAUGAAUAUGACAAGCAUAAAAUUGUCCCAUUCGAUCAAAGAAAGGCAACCUUGAUCUAUCCAAAGUGUGCAACACAUCCAUCAAAAACCUGUGAAUUACAAUGCAAGGAAUGUGAUAUUCCUGUUUGCUCUUCAUGUUUUACAUCAAAUCAACAUAAAGGACACAGUUUUUCAGACCUUUCAGAAAUUUACAACUCAAAGAAAAAUGUUAUUGCAAAAGAUACAGAGGAAGUACAAAAUAUUAUCUCGCCAUCAUAUGAAGAAAUCACCAAAGACAUAGAAACCCAGAUAGCUGACUUGGAUGGAGAAUAUGAGAAACUUACAGCAACAGUGACAGAACAUGGGGAACAAUGGCACAGAGAAAUUGACAAUGUCAUUAAUGCCAUGAAAAAAGAAAUUGAGGAUUUUAAAAUAAAACACAUUGACAUUCUGAAGAAACAUGCAGAGGAUGUCAAACGAAUACAGUCCCUUAUUGAACAAACUCUGUCCAACUUGAAGAAAAUUGAAGAAUCAAAUGAAGUGUCCAUGACCAUGGAAUACAGCUCUAGAAAUAAAGAAUUCAGCAAACUUCCUUCCAAAGUUCAGGUAUCACUGCCUAUGUUUAGUACAAAACCAGUAGACAGAGAACAGCUUUACAAGUUGUUUGGAACUAUUGAACCAUUAUCUACGACAACAGAAGAAAAUGGCUACAAAAUGAAGAAACCAGAGACAUCAACCAGAGAAUUUCUGGAAGAACCAGAACUUGUCACUAUUAUAAACACUGGGAAUAAAAAACUCCGCAGUGUUACCUGUCCCAGUGAAGAAGAAAUCUGGACAAGUGGACAUGAAGUCAUUGAAAUGAAAUGCUUCAACAUUCAAGGCUCACUUAACAAGACAAUCAAAUCAAAAUCAGGGGGAGCACCAAAUGAUAUAGCAGUGACAAAUGAUGGGGAUCUAGUGUACUCUGACUGGAAAGCAAGGACUGUGAAUAAAGUAAAGAAUGUACAGACAGAGGAGGUGAUCAGACUACAGGACUGGGUACCCCAACAACUCUGUGUCACCUCCUCUGGUGAUCUCCUGGUUACCAUGCACAGUGAUGAUCAAACACAAUCCAAAGUUGUCCAUUACUCAGGCUCCACAGAGAAACAAACAAUCCAGUUUGAUGAUGAGGGUAAACCUCUGUAUUCAGGAAAUAGCAAAAUUAAGUACAUCAGUGAGAACAGAAACCUGGAUAUCUGUGUGGCAGACUGCGGAGCUGGUGCUGUAGUUGUGGUUAACCAGACUGGAAAACUCCGAUUUAGAUACACUGGACAUCCUUCUACUACAAAGAUUAAACCAUUUAAACUCCGUGGCAUCACAACAGACAGUCAGAGUCAGAUUCUGACAGCAGACGGUGAUAACAACUGUAUCCACAUCCUAGACCAGGAUGGACAGUUCCUCCGUUAUAUAGAUAACUGUGAUCUGAAGAAUCCAUAUGGUUUAUGUGUGAUGGAAAAUAAUUUGUUUGUUGCUGAAAAUAUCAUGGACCCUCACCACAGUGCCCAGGAUGUGAUCAGAUGUGACCUCUGUGAGACAGCUAUAGUACAGAUGUACUGUGAUUUCUGUCAUGUCAACCUUUGUAAACCCUGUAUUGGAGAACACAUUGCUGAUGAAUAUGACAAACAUAAAAUUGUCCCAUUCGAUCAAAGAAAGUCAACCUUGAUCUAUCCAAAGUGUGCAACACAUAUGCAUCCAUCAAAAACCUGUGAACUACAAUGCAAGGAAUGUGAUAUUCCCGUUUGCUCUUCAUGUUUUACAUCAAAUCAACAUCAAGGACACAGUUUUUCAGACCUUUCAGAAAUUUACAACUCAAAGAAAAAUGACAUUGCAAAAGAUACAGAGGAAUUACAAAACAUUAUCUCUCCAGCAUAUAAAGAAAUCACAAAAGACAUAGAAACACAGAUAGCUAACUUGGAUAGAGAAUAUGAGAAACUUACAACAGCAGUGACAGAACAUGGAGAACAAUGGCACAGAGAAAUUGACAACGUGAUCAAUGCCAUGAAAAAAGAAAUUGAUAAUUUUAAAAUAAAACACCUUGACAUUCUGAAGAAACAUGCAGAGGAAGUUAAACAAAUAGAGUCCCUUAUUGAACAAAUUUUGCUGAGCCUGAAGAAAAUUGAAGAAUCAAAUGAAGUGUCUAUGACCAUGGAAUAUAGCUCCAGAAGUACAGAAUUCAGCAAACUUCCUCCCAAAGUUAAGGUAUCACUGCCCACUUUAAAUCCUAAACCAGUAGAUAGAGAACAGCUUUACAAUUUGUUUGGAUCUUUUGAACCAUUAUCUAUGACAACAGAAGAAAAUGGCUACAAACUGAAGAAACCAAAGACAUCAACCAGAGAAUUUCUGGAAGAACCAGAACUUAUCACUUCUAUAAACACUGGGUAUGAAACACUUCGCAGUGUUACCUGUCUCAGUGAAGAAGAAAUCUGGACAUGUGCACUAGUCAGUGAUAUGAAAUGCUUCAAUAUUCAAGGCUCACUUAUCAAAGCAAUCAAACCAAAAUCAGGGGGAUUACCAAGUGAUAUAGCAGUGACAAGUGAUGGGGAUCUAAUGUACUCUGGUGGGAUAACAGGGACUGUGAAUAAAGUAAAGAAUGGACAGACAGAGGACGUUAUCAGAUUACAGGGCUGGAGACCUAUCAAUCUCUGCAUCACCUCUUCUGGUGAUCUCCUGGUUACCAUGUACAGUGAUGAUGAAACACAAUCCAAAGUUGUACAAUACUCAGGCUCCACAGAGAAACAAACAAUCCAGUUUGAUGAUGAGGGUAAACCUCUGUAUUCAGGAAAUAACAGAAUUAAAUACAUCAGUGAGAACAGAAACCUGGAUAUCUGUGUGGCUGACAGUGGAGCUGGUGCUGUAGUUGUGGUCAACCAGACAGGAAAACUCCGAUUUAGAUACACUGGUCAUCCUUCUACUACAAAGAUUAACCCAUUUAAACCCCGCGGCAUCACAACAGACAGGCAGAGUCAGAUCCUGACAGCAGACAGUGAUAACCACUGUAUCCACAUCCUAGACCAGGAUGGACAGUUCCUCUGUUAUAUAAAUAACUGUGAUCUGAAGUAUCCAUACGGUGUAUGCGUGAAUAAAAAUUAUUUGUUGGUUGCUGAGUGGGGAGGAAAGGUUAAGAAAAUUAAAUACCUUGAAUAGAGAUA
Molecule: messenger RNA, 3302 nt
Organism: Saccostrea echinata
Lineage: Eukaryota; Metazoa; Mollusca; Bivalvia; Ostreida; Ostreidae
Exons: 3
Coding region: 10-3297 (1095 amino acids)
Biological process (GO): protein polyubiquitination; proteasome-mediated ubiquitin-dependent protein catabolic process
Molecular function (GO): ubiquitin protein ligase activity; protein binding; zinc ion binding
Source: RefSeq, a predicted model, not a curated record